GAUAACAUGAUUCUCAUCCAGUGCCCGAUGGAUAUGCUGUGGCGAGGAUCUGAGUUAACAUACCUCAUUGUAGCCUCUUGCAAGCAUGUUGAUAGCACAUUUGUUAAACCGAACCCACUCAGGCACAUUGAGGCUCUACGAGAAUGGAAUCAGUUGGCUUGGUUUGUGGAUCAGAAAUGGGCCCUGAUAAUGGUAGACCAGUUUCAAGCCACGACUCUUACCCGUGAGAUCAUGAGUGUACGCCUUGUUGAUGCAUCCUUCUCGACUUUCAACAACUCCCACCCUUGCCUUCCCACCUAAUUCUUCAACAAUGUCUUCCGAUCAACAGGCUGUGACAAUCAAGUUGUCGAGGAUAUAUCUUCAUUCUGUGACAGUUCCGGGAAUUCCAGCAGCAUGUCGACAAUUUGACAAGCCCUGUAGCUUUCCUUGCUCCAGUGGAACCUCCAACCAACAGAACGAGAUCCCAAUCACGCUGUUACGUUCUAUACUUUCAGAUCGCCUUCCUGCAAAAGCUAGCAACGUCACUUUACACUGGCGUCUUACCGCCAGCACUGAGGGUUCAUAUCCCGUGAUCACCACUCGCCAUAAGAUCACCGACACCACAUCUACGGUUGAUGCACAGAACUAUACCAUCGUCUUUGCCGAACGGUUAGACAGACUUCAAAAGAUAACGAGUAACCACCAAAGGUUACGCAAAUCCCAGCAAGACUCUCGAGCUCAGCCGAAGACAUCCUAUCCUUCUCCGCCUCUUUUGACAGGAGCAGGCAAGAUCUCCCCGAAUCAAUACUGCGGCAUAAGCAAAAGGAGACGGAGAAGACAGCUCGACUACACACAACAACCGUGCCCGACCUUCCUCAGCGAACUUCGACGGCGUGCUGAGCAGCAUAGUAAGGCGACGGGUGAGGUGAACUGUCUUCUUCGGGUUAUGCAGGUGCAACAAUACAUUAUGUCCGGGAAGAGCAGCUUGAGUACCUGCCACAAACGACAUAUGGAGUCUCGGUCUAUUUCACCGUCGGACAACAGUGUUUGUUCUGAGUGAUACCACCGAGUUCACUUGAGUUAUAAUGUUUCUGAUGCGGUGUUUCGGGGGAUGGUAGACAAAUGAUUCAUGUCCU
Podospora pseudocomata is the source of this 1115-nucleotide messenger RNA. RefSeq lists its product as uncharacterized. The record is from RefSeq and is a predicted model, not a curated record. Bases 251 to 1039 code for a protein of 262 amino acids. The transcript is spliced from 3 exons. NCBI's taxonomy places the organism in Eukaryota, Fungi, Ascomycota, Sordariomycetes, Sordariales, Podosporaceae.